UUUUCUUAAUUUUUAGGUCGAUGGUCAAAAGUAUUGUGGGCAAGGACGAAGUAAAAAAAUUGCAAGAAUUGAAGCAGCUGCAACAGCAUUAAGAAGUUUUAUACAAUUUAAAGAUGGAGCUGUGUUAACACCAUUAAAACCAACUGUUAAUGUUGAUUUUACAAGUGAUGAACACCUUGAGAAUGAGGUGGCCAGAAAUUUGAUAUCAACUGAGGGUCAAAAGAAAGUUCCCGAUAAAGGUCCUGUGAUGUUAUUAUAUGAAUUAUUCAAUGAUGUACAUUUCGAUUGUUCAAUGGUAGAUGGUGCUCAGAAUAAUUGUCGUUUUAAAAUGACAGUGACAGUAAAUAAUUGCAAAUUUGAAGGGACAGGUCCCUCGAAAAAAUUGGCUAAAAAUGCAGCAGCAAAAGCUGCAUUAGCAUCAUUAUGCAAUAUAUCAUAUAGUCCAAUGAUGCAUCCGCAAAAAAAUUUACCCAUUCCAAUUGAUGAUAAAACAGCAUCCAUGGAAUUACCACAGAUACAUGCUGAUAAAAUUGGUAUGCUUGUUUUAGAGAAAUUCCAAGAAGUUAUUAAAGGUCAAGAAUCAUAUUCAAGACGUAAAGUUUUAGCUGGUAUUGUUAUGUCAGAAAAUAUGAAUUUUAAUGAGGCAAAGGUUAUAUCCGUUUCAACCGGAACAAAAUGUGUAUCUGGAGAACACAUGAGUGUUAAUGGUGCUGUUUUAAAUGAUUCUCAUGCGGAAAUAGUAUCGCGUAGAUGUUUGAUGAAAUUUUUAUACGCACAAUUGGAAAAGCAUUUGAAUCCUGCAACCAUAAAUCAGUCUAUAUUUGAAAGAAAUCCAGAUAACACGCAAUAUCCGUACAAAUUGAAAAAUGGUGUCCUAUUUCAUUUGUACAUAAAUACUGCACCGUGUGGCGAUGCUAGAAUAUUUAGUCCACAUGAAAAUGAUUCCGGUGUUGAUAAACAUCCAAAUAGGAAAGCAAGAGGGCAACUGCGCAAUAAGAUAGAAUCCGGUGAAGGAACAAUUCCUGUGAAAAGUUGCGAUGGUAUUCAGACUUGGGAUGGAAUAUUACAAGGUCAACGUUUAUUAACAAUGUCAUGUUCUGAUAAGAUUGCAAGAUGGAAUAUUGUAGGUAUUCAAGGUGCAUUAUUGGCAUCGCUUGUCGAACCAAUUUAUCUGCAUUCAAUUGUAUUGGGAAGUUUAUUACAUCCAGAGCAUAUGUAUCGUGCGGUAUGUGGCAGAAUUGAAAAAUCAAUUCAAGGUUUACCACCACCAUAUCAUUUGAAUAAACCGCGUUUAGCAUUGGUUACAUCAGCUGAGCCGAGGAAUCAGGCAAAAGCACCAAAUUUUGGUAUAAAUUGGACAAUUGGUGAUACAGAAAUUGAAGUUGUUAAUUCAUUAACUGGGAAAACAGUUAAUAAUCAAGUGUCACGUUUAACAAAAAUGAAUUUCUUUAUGAAAUUUGCAAAUCUUUUAAAAAAUUUACCAGGUUUACAACAACGAAAAAUAAUUAUGGAUUAUGGCGAAACAAAGAAAGCUAUCAAAGAUUAUCAGACCGCCAAAAAGGAAUUAUUUGAUGCUUUCAAAAGAGAAGAUUUGGGGAAUUGGUUAAAGAAACCAAUUGAACAAGAUGAAUUUUGUCUUCCUGAAUGACUACCUUACACAAAGAAAACAAAUCAAUUAAAAAAAUACAAUAAAUUUAAUAACAAAACCGUUCAUGAAGUUGAAAGAUAUUUUUAUAAUUUUAAUAAUUUGAUUGAAAAAAUUAUGUUUAAGCAAGUUAUUUUUAAUUUUAUUUUAUUAAUCAUUACAAAAUUUAUUUGUAUAGAAACAAAAAUUA
Messenger RNA from Condylostylus longicornis, 1835 nucleotides. RefSeq names its product double-stranded RNA-specific editase Adar (gene Adar). NCBI's taxonomy places the organism in Eukaryota, Metazoa, Arthropoda, Insecta, Diptera, Dolichopodidae. Bases 248 to 1648 code for a protein of 466 amino acids. Gene Ontology annotation, cellular component: nucleolus; cytoplasm. The transcript is spliced from 8 exons. The record is from RefSeq and is a predicted model, not a curated record. Gene Ontology annotation, molecular function: double-stranded RNA adenosine deaminase activity; double-stranded RNA binding; tRNA-specific adenosine deaminase activity. Gene Ontology annotation, biological process: adenosine to inosine editing; RNA processing.